This is a messenger RNA of Symbiodinium natans, 900 nucleotides long. The record is from the annotation of a GenBank genome assembly. NCBI's taxonomy places the organism in Eukaryota, Dinophyceae, Suessiales, Symbiodiniaceae.
AUGCUCUGGUCCGUGCCCUGCGCUCUGGCCACUGUGCUCAUGCACAUCUACUGGGGAGAGGAGAAGGGGGACCGGAACCGCGAGCUGGAAGGAAUUGAGUCGAUAUGGUCGGGCUACACCUUCGUCCUGGGCUUCCUCAUCGUUUUCCGGAGCAACCAAGCCUAUUCGCGAUUUUGGGAAAGCGUAAGUCUGUUUUACACCUCCAGCGGUGAGUGGCUCAGCGCCUUCAGCAAUCUCAUGUGCUUCUGCAGCAGAGACGAAGCCAAGCAGGAAGAUGUGGAGAAGUUUCGUCAGUAUGUGAUGAGGCUCCUCAGCCUGCUACACUGCACCGCCCUUCAGGGCAUGUGCGAGCUGCGGGACGACAGCAUGGAGGUCAUCGACCUCGGCGGCAUCAACAAGGAUAGCCUGCGACACUUGCAGGGCUCCCCCGACAGGUGCGAGACUGUCCUCCUUUGGAUCGAGCGGCUUGUGAUGGAGGCUGAUCGGGAUGGCCUCUUGGAAGUGAGCCAGCCGAUCCUUUCCCGGGCAUUUCAGGAGCUCUCACGUGGGAUGGUGGGGGUGACGAACUUGCGAAAGAUUCGUGACGUGCCCUUCCCCUUCCCGUACACGCAGUACUUGUCAUGUAUGCUCAUCGCGCACUGGAUGCUGACUCCCGUGAUUGCCAGCCAGAUGGUCCUGCAACCAUGGUGGGCGGCGUGUGUCGUGUUCGUUGUGUCCACUUCCUACUGGACAUUGUUCUAUAUUGCGCAGGAGAUUGACCAGCCAUUUGGGGAGGACCCAAACGACCUGCCCGUAGUGGAAAUGCAGACCGACUUCAACGUCAAGCUGAAGCACCUCUGCCACCCCAUGUCCUACACCGUGCCCGACUUCGACGUGGUCGGGGAGCUGAAGGUAUGCUGA